AUGGCCACGCUGAAAGCUGCCCAGUGGGCUGCAUCCCUAACCUAUUCCUCGAUUCCCCCAGAGGCCACGCAAGCAGCCAUCCGGAGCUUUUAUAACUGGGUCGGCUGCACCGUCGGGGGCAGCAAUCACCCCGCUGCUUCCAUUGCUCGGAACUCGUUGUCCCGCUUCUUCGGGGCCCCGACUUCGACUUUGUUAGGGACCAAUGGAACCCAGGUUGAUGCCCAGCAUGCUGCGUUGCUCAACGGGAUCGCGUCGCAUGUCCAUGACUACGAUGACACGCACCUGGAAACCAUCAUACAUCCAACCGGACCCGUCGCAGCAGCCCUUCUAAGCUUUGCGCAGUCGCUGGAUCGACCCGUGUCCGGGCAAGAAUUCCUCACGGCUCUCGCCGCCGGGAUAGAGCUGGAGUGCAAGACGGGAUUGGCUGUCUGGCCGAGCCAUUAUGAUGUGGGCUGGCAUAUCACUAGUACGACAGGCUCUAUUGGGGCCGCAGUGGCGGUGUCUCGCCUCCUAGGUCUGACACCGGAGAAGACAGCCCAUGCAAUCGGUAUUGCCGCUACCCAAGUGACUGGUCUUCGCGAAAUGUUCGGCUCGCACACCAAGUCCUUCCAUCCAGGACGCGCAGCCCAGAACGGUCUCUUAGCGGCGGUCCUUGCUGCCGAUGGCUACACCAGUUCCUUGCAGGCUUUGGAGGCUAAGCGGGGCUGGGUGAAGGUCGUCAGUAAUGACGACAAGCUAACGCACGAAAUUGCCAGCCUGGAAUCUGAAGGCAAGUGGGAACUGGCGAAGAAUUCCUUUAAGCCCUUCCCCUGCGGUAUUGUGAUCCACCCAGUCAUCGAUGGCUGUGUUUGGUUACACGGCGAGCUGCAACGGAGGGGCCUACGACUACAAGAUAUCAAGGCUGUCCAUGUCACCGUACACCCGCUGGUUCUGGAGCUAACCGGAAAAACAAAGCCCAGAGAUGGACUGGAAGCCAAGUUCAGCGUUUAUCAUGGCGGUGCAAUUGGAUUGAUUUACGGAAAGGCAACACCGGCACAAUAUGAAGACGUCAUCGUCACCAAUCCGGAAACGAUCGAGGUGCGAGACAAGAUCGUCGCAACAGCGGCGGAGGAUAUCCGAGCCGAUGAAUGUCGGAUCCUGGUUGAGUUCGAAGCCCCGGCGGUCAAGAUUGAAAGACAUGUGCACCAUGCAGUUGGCAGUCUCGACUCGCCCAUGACGGACAGUCAGCUUAUGGAAAAGUUUAUUGACCAGUGUAGCCCAGUCAUCGGGGCAGAACAGGCACAGGCUAUCAGCGAUUGGUGCUGGAGCUUGGAAACAAAGAACGAUAUCCGUCAGAUCGGCCAGCUCCUAUAG
This is a messenger RNA of Aspergillus ibericus CBS 121593, 1353 nucleotides long. RefSeq names its product MmgE/PrpD family protein. Lineage: Eukaryota; Fungi; Ascomycota; Eurotiomycetes; Eurotiales; Aspergillaceae. Gene Ontology annotation, molecular function: lyase activity. The transcript is spliced from 2 exons. Bases 1 to 1353 code for a protein of 450 amino acids. The record is from RefSeq and is a predicted model, not a curated record.